AUGCCUCUAUCUGAUGCGGAAACCAUGGAGCUGAACUGCAGUGAAGUACCUCUGUAUGGGCAGAUGACAGUCUGCGCGAAGUUUGGCAAAAAUGUUUAUCUUCCUAAAGAUGCUGAGUUUUACUUUAUUUAUAAUGGAUCUCAUCAGAGACACAUCGUGAUUGCAGAGCGCACAGAGGAUAAUGUUCUCCAGUCCAGCGUUCCAGGCCAUGGGCUGCAGGAGACGGUGACCGUGUCUGUAUGCCUCUGCUCGGAAGGUUACUCCCCGGUGACCAUGGGCUCUGACUCCGUGACCUAUGUGGACAAUAUGGCCUGCAGGCUGGCCCGCCUGCUAGUCACCCAGGCUGAUCGCCUCACCGCCAGUAGCCACCACACCUUGCUGACCCCGUUUGCCCUGACGGCGGGGGCAUUGCCUGCUCUGGACGAGGAGCUCGUGCUGGCCCUGACUCAUCUGGAGUUGCCGCUGGGGUGGACCGUCUUGGGGAAUUCUUCACUUGAAGUUUCCCUGCAUAGGGAGUCUCUUCUGCACCUGGCUGUGAGAUGGGGCCUCACUAAGCUUUCCCAGCUCCUCCUGUGUCUCCCUGGGGGAGUCCAGGCCCUGACUUUGCCCAACGAGGAGGGUGCCACACCAUUAGACUUAGCUUUACGUGGUGGACACUCCAAGCUGGUUGAAGACAUCACAAACUUCCAGGGCAGAUGUUCCCCAGGUUUCUCCCGCCUGCAGCUCAGUGAAGAUGCCUCUCUGCGGUAUAUUCACUCAUCAGAAACCCUGACCCUGACGCUUAACCACACAGCCGAACAUUUGCUGGAGGCAGAUAUUAAACUCUUCAGAAAAUACUUUUGGGAUAGAGCCUUUCUCAUCAAGGCUCUUGAAGAGCAAGAAACCACGUCAGCGGAGAAACCAGAUAUGCCCUCCAGUGCUGCAGAAACUGAAGAAGAGAUUAAGAAUUCGGGGUGCAGCAGAUCAUCACCUAGGAAGGAGGAUGUAAAGCGUGUGAAAAGCCCGGUGGUUCCACUGAAUGAACAUGAGGACCAGGACAGGCUAGAUUUGGAUCGUUCCUUUGAUGCCCUCAAAAAAUCCAAGCAUCCCCCAACGUUUCUUGCAGCUGGUCAGCUCUCUGACAUGCUGAAUGGUGGUGAUGAAGUCUAUGCUAACUGCAUGGUGAUAGAUCAGGUUGGUGAUUUGGACAUUAACUAUAUUAAUAUAGAGGGAAUCCCUGCAAAUACCUGUCUUGAAUCUAUGGGUUCUUCUUUGGGGCCUGAGAGCAGCAAACCCAUCCUUCCUACUGAAGCCAGUGCUGGCACAUACCCUCCAAAUAAGAACACAGAAGUGACAUCACACACAGAAGCCCAAGCGUCUUUCAUAUCAUCAUCUAGUUCAUAUGCUUCCAAUUUGAAUCUUUCUUUUGGUCUUCGUGGAUUUGAAAAGGAGCAAAGUCGUCUAAAGAAAAGAAGUUCCAGCCUUGAUGCCCUGGAUGCUGACAGUGAAGGAGAGGGCCAUUCGGAGCAGUUGCACAGUUGCUGCGCUCCAGCGUGUCAGAGUUCCUCGAGAGCUGGCAUUACUAGUGGGGAUGAAUUGGACUCUUUUGAGACCAACACUGAACCAGAUUUUAAUAUCUCCAGGACGGAAUCAUUUUCUUUAUCAAGUAACCUGCAGCUGAAGGAAUCAUUGUUUUCUGGAAUCCGUUCACGUUCGUAUUCCUGCUCAUCACCCAAAAUUUCUUUAGGAAAAACUCGAUUGAUCCGUGAUUUUACAGUGUGUAAUUCAGUUGAAGAGCAAAGAGCUUACAGCUUGCCGGAGCCACCAAGAGAAAAAAGAAUUCAGGAAGAAGAAUGGGAUAAAUACAUCAUACCUGCCAAAUCAGAAUCUGAAAAAUACAAAGUGAGCCGAACUUUUAGCUUCCUCAUGAACAGGAUGACCAGUCCUCGGAAUAAAUCGAAGACAAAAGGCAAGGAUGCCAAAGACAAAGAGAAACUGACUCGACAUCAGUUUGUCCCUGGAACUUUCUCUGGGGUUCUGCAGUGCUUGGUUUGUGAUAAAACGCUCCUGGGGAAAGAGUCAUUCCAGUGUUCCAACUGUAAUGGAAAUGUACAUAAAGUCUGUAAAGAUGCUGCCCCUCCGUGUACCAAGAAAUUCCAAGAGAAAUAUAAUAAGAACAAACCACAGACCAUCCUUGGAAAUUCUUCGUUUCGAGACGUCCCACCGCCUGGGCUCUCCUUGCACCCUUCCUCCUCCAUGCCUAUCGGCUUGCCAACGGGGAGGAAGGAAGUGGCCGGGCAAGUGCAUCCCUUGUCCAGAAGCGUCCCGGGCCCCACCGUGGAAAGCUUCAGGAGGCCGGGGGCAUCCUUGGACUCCGAGAAUGACGGCAGCGCCUGGAGAAGCAGGUCUCACUCUGACGAGCUGUUCCAGCCCAUGGGCUCAUCCCCCUCCACGGACUCCUUCUUAACGGAAGAUGUCGUGGAUUCAUGUCUGUGGAGUGACCUCAGCAGUGAUGCCCAGGAGUUUGAAGCGGAAUCUUGGAGUCUGGUGGUGGACCCUUCAUUUUGUAGUCGGCAGGAGAAGGAUGUCAUCCAAAGACAGGAUGUCAUUUUUGAGCUAAUGCAGACAGAAAUGCAUCACAUCCAGACCCUUUUCAUCAUGUCUGAGAUCUUCAGGAAAGGGAUGAAAGAGGAGCUGCAGCUGGACCACAGCACUGUGGACAAAAUCUUCCCCUGUUUAGAUGAGUUACUUGAAAUCCACAAGCAUUUCUUCUAUAGUAUGAAGGAGCGAAGGCAGGAAUCCUGUGUUGGCAAUGACAGGAAUUUCAUCAUCAACCGAAUUGGAGAUAUUCUAGUACAACAGUUUUCAGAGGAAAAUGCAAAUAAAAUGAAGAAAAUAUAUGGGGAAUUCUGUAGCCAUCACAAAGAGGCUGUUAGCCUCUUUAAAGAACUCCAGCAGAAUAAAAAGUUUCAGAAUUUUAUUAAGCUCCGAAAUAGUAAUCUUUUGGCUCGACGCCGAGGAAUUCCAGAAUGCAUUCUGCUGGUCACUCAGCGCAUCACAAAAUACCCUGUUUUGGUGGAAAGGAUAUUGCAGUACACAAAGGAGAGCACUGAAGAACAGAAAGACUUAUGCAAAGCUCUUUGCUUAAUUAAAGACAUGAUUGCAGCUGUGGAUUUAAAAGUCAGUGAAUACGAGAAAAAACAAAAAUGGCUUGAGAUCCUAAAUAAGAUUGAAAACAAAACGUACACUAAGCUCAAAAAUGGCCAUGUGUUUAGGAAACAGGCACUGAUGAGUAAAGAGAGGACCCUGUUAUACGACGGCCUUGUCUACUGGAAAACUGCUACAGGUCGUUUCAAAGAUAUCCUAGCUCUACUUCUAACUGAUGUGCUGCUCUUUUUACAAGAAAAAGACCAGAAAUACAUCUUUGCAGCUGUUGAUCAGAAGCCAUCAGUUAUUUCCCUUCAGAAGCUCAUUGCUAGGGAAGUUGCAAAUGAGGAGAGAGGAAUGUUUUUGAUCAGCGCUUCAUCUGCUGGUCCUGAGAUGUAUGAAAUCCAUACCAACUCCAAGGAGGAAAGAAAUACCUGGAUGAGACGGAUCCAACAGGCAGUAGAAAGUUGCCCAGAAGAAGAAGGGGGAAGGACAAGUGAGUCUGAUGAAGAGAGGAAGAAAGCUGAAGCCAGAGCAGCGAAGAUUCAGCAAUGUCAAGAAAUACUCAGUAACCAAGAUCAACAAAUUUGCACAUAUUUGGAAGAGAAGCUGCAUAUCUAUGCGAAACUUGGAGAACUGAGUGGAUAUGAGGAUGUCCAUCUAGAGCCCCACCUCCUCAUUAAACCAGACCCUGGAGAGCCUCCCCAGGCAGCCUCAUUACUGGCUGCAGCACUGAAAGAGGCUGAGAGUCUGCAAGUGGCAGUGAAGGCUUCCCAGAUGAGCGAUGCGUGUCAGUCUGCUGAGGAAGGCUGUGGAGAACCUGCCCUGCCGGACGUGCUCACCUCUCAGGACGCACCAGGACCAUCUACUGCUUCACUAGUCACAGAAGGGACAGGAGGAAGAGGCUGUUGGGAUGUGGAUGCCGGGACCCAGGGUGUGGGAACCGACCUGGCGGUUUCUGAUGCGGGGGAGAAGGUGGAAUGUAGAAGUUUCCCAGGUUCUUUGCAAUCAGAGAUUAUACAAGCGAUACAGAAUUUAACUCGUCUCUUAUAUAGCCUUCAGGCCGCCUUGACCAUUCAGGAUAGCCACAUUGAGAUCCACAGGCUGGUUCUCCGGCAGCGGGAGAGCCUGGCCCCGGGCCCCGCGUUCCGAGGCAGCCCCUUUCAGGACCAGGAGAAGUCCCGCAGCCUGGAGAAGCAGCGGGAGGAGCUGGCCGACACCCACAAGCUGCAGCUCCAGUUCCAGCAAGACCAGCAGCGCUGGCUCCGCAGGUGCGACCUGCAGCAGCGCGAGCAGGAGGCCCGGGCCAGCCGGCUGCAGGAGCGCGAGAGGGAGUGCCGGGCGCAGGAGGAGCUGCUGCUGGGGAGCCGCGGCGAGCUGGACCAGCAGCUCCGGGACUACCAGCAGAGCCUGGAGCGGCUGCGCGAGGGCCAGCGCCUGGUGGAGAGGGAGCGCGAGAGGAUGCGGGCCCAGCAGAGCCUGCUGCGCCGCUGGAAGCAUGGCCGGCAGAGCAGCCUUCCCGCCGCGUUUUCUCCAGGAACCCUGGAGGUAAUGGAACUUAAUCGAUCUGAGACUUUAUGUCACGAAAAUUCAUUCUUCAUCAAUGAAGCCUUAGUGCAAAUGUCACUUAACCCUUUGAACAAAGCGACGCCACCAGAUUUCCAUCAGGAUGCCACUUAUCCCCCAGGCAUAUCUCAUUCUGAUUUGGUAAGGACUAGUGAAAAUCAAGUAGACCUCAAGAUGGACGUUUCUCAACCCUCAGAUGUCAACCAUGAACUGUGGAUAGCGGCUGGGGCCUGUCAUCAGAUACCCCCUCUCCACCAAAGCAGCAAGGAUUCUUGUAAAAAUGAUUUGAACGUCUCUCAGACUGCAUACCCACCCCUCCACGACGCAAAUUCACAUGGCCCUCGGCUGCAGACGUUUAUAGCAGAAGAAAAGCUAAGUCUACAGACAGUGACCAGACAAGACGGGGAAACUGGAAAUGGAGCAGAAGAAAACAUUGUUUACCUCUAA
Molecule: messenger RNA, 5139 nt
Organism: Rangifer tarandus platyrhynchus (Svalbard reindeer)
Lineage: Eukaryota; Metazoa; Chordata; Mammalia; Artiodactyla; Cervidae
Source: the annotation of a GenBank genome assembly